AUGGGCUUCACCUCUGGAUUCACCGGCGGUGUGACCCUCACCUUAGGCGUCGCCUACCUAACCGUUCUCGCCCACCAGCGCAACCGCGAGGCGCAGUCACACAUCCUCCGCUCCCAAAAACACGUCCUCUCAACCCUCCUCGAGCCACAGGUCCGCAUUCCUCCACCUCUGACACGUUCCGAGCAGGCGGUCAAGGAUCGCGAGAAUCUCGUCGAGUCAGCCAAAGAUCGUUGGAACAGGGAGAUUGAAAACGCCGUUCGGUGGGCACAGCGGGCGGAUUGGUCUCAGAUCCGCGAAGGUCUCGAGAACAGUGCCGCACGGCUGUGGGGAGGCGCCAUAGAUAAGACGGCUGAGGCCGGCGAGAAGGUUGUGCCUAUCGCGAAAGAGGCUGCCGAGACUGCGAAGCAAAAGGGCACCGUGCUCGCGGAGGAGAAGGGCGAGAACCUGCGUCAGGAGGCCAAGAGCGCAUGGGAGCGCGCAAGGGAAAAAACGCUCAUUGCUGAAGAGGUUGCGCUCGCGAAGGCUGCUGAGGCUAGAAAGGCUCUUGACGCCAAGGCUGCCGAGGCUAAGGCCGCGGUCAGUGAGGCCUUGAAGAAGGGCAAGCAGCAGACGGAGGCUGUGGCUGUCAAGGCACAGCAGGUGGCGAACGUGGCUGAGGAUAAGACUACCAUCAAAGAGGACGGCAAGGUGUUGCCCGCUCUGUCACCUGUGCAAAGAGCGCUGCACCAACGGUACGAGAAGCCAAGCGGGCUGACCAAGACGGUCAAGGAGGUGCUUGCGGAGCGUUACCAGCGUGUUGACGAGCGGGAUAACACACAGCUCAGGGGUAUCUGA
Colletotrichum truncatum is the source of this 834-nucleotide messenger RNA. RefSeq lists its product as uncharacterized. Lineage: Eukaryota; Fungi; Ascomycota; Sordariomycetes; Glomerellales; Glomerellaceae. Gene Ontology annotation, biological process: cristae formation. Gene Ontology annotation, cellular component: MICOS complex; mitochondrial crista junction. The record is from RefSeq and is a predicted model, not a curated record.